GGAGUCUAGUUUUCCUGUUGUCGGUGUGCCCGGGUCGCCUGGGUAACCGGCCGCGCUGGCCUGGCUGCGCCAGCGCAGGCCGCGGAGGUCUCUGGGUCAGACCUCGCGCUGGGCUCUUUCGGUCUGUUCCGUGAUGGCAGCCGCCGCCGCCGCCGUGGUCACCCCGUCGGGUUUGGAGGAUGAGGUGUCUCGGUCCCGCGGCGAAGGAGCGGGGGAUGUGGUGGUGGAGCGGGGGCCCGGCGCGGCCUACCACAUGUUUGUGGUGAUGGAGGACCUGGUGGAGAAGCUGAAGUUGCUCCGCUAUGAGGAGGAUCUCCUCCGGAAGAACAACCUGAAGCCCCCGUCCAGACACUAUUUUGCACUGCCUACCAAUCCCGGGGAACAGUUCUACAUGUUUUGCACCCUUGCUGCCUGGCUGAUUAACAAGGCGGGACGCCCUUUUGAGCAGCCUCAAGAAUAUGAUGACCCUAAUGCAAUAAUAUCUAAUAUACUAUCUGAGCUUCGAUCAUUUGGAAGAACUGCAGAUUUUCCUCCUUCAAAAUUAAAGUCGGGUUAUGGAGAGCAUGUAUGCUAUGUCCUUGACUGUUUAGCUGAAGAAGCAUUAAAAUAUAUUGGUUUCACUUGGAAAAGACCAGCAUACCCAGUGGAAGAAUUAGAAGAAGAAACUGUUGCAGAAGAUGAUGCAGAAUUAACAUUAAAUAAAGUAGAUGAAGAAUUUGUGGAUGAGGAGACAGACAACGAAGAAAACUUUAUUGAUCUCAACGUUUUGAAGGCCCAGACCUAUCGCUUGGAUAUGAACGAGCCUGCCAAACAAGAAGAUAUUUUGGAAUCUACAACAGAUGCUGCGGAAUGGAGUCUGGAAGUAGAACGUGUACUACCACAACUGAAAGUCACGAUCAGGACUGACAAUAAGGAUUGGAGAAUCCAUGUUGACCAAAUGCACCAGCACAAAAGUGGGAUUGAGUCUGCUCUAAAGGAAACCAAGGGAUUUUUGGACAAACUUCAUAAUGAAAUUAGUAGGACUCUGGAAAAGAUCGGCAGCCGAGAAAAGUACAUCAACAGUCAGCUCGAGCACCUGGUUCAGGAAUACCGCGCAGCUCAAGCCCAGCUGAGCGAGGCACGAGAGCGUUACCAGCAGGGAAACGGUGGAGUGACUGAGAGGACCCGACUCCUGUCCGAGGUCACAGAAGAGCUAGAAAAGGUGAAACAAGAAAUGGAAGAAAAAGGCAGCAGCAUGACUGAUGGUGCCCCUCUGGUGAAGAUUAGACAGAGCCUCACGAAGCUGAAGCAGGAAGCCGCGCAGAUGGACGUCAGGGUCGGGGUCGUGGAGCACACGCUGCUGCAGUCACAGCUGAAGGAGAGGUCCGACAUGACGAGAGACAUGCACGCCGCCGCCGUCCCGGGGCCCGCGGCGGGCCCUCACUGAAGCGGGCCGUCCCGGGGCCCGCGGCGGGCCCUCACUGAAGCGGGCCGUCCCGGGGCCCGCGGCGGGCUCUCAUUAAAGCAGGCCGUGAGCCCGCGGCGGGCCCUCACUGGAGCGCGCCGUCCCGGGGCCCGCGGCGGGCCCUCACUGGAGCGCGCCGUGAGUCCGCGGCGGGCUCUUAUUAAAGCAGGCCGGUUUUCAUGCUUCUGAUUACUGGUUCUUUCUAGAAAGUCAUAUUUCAUGUUGCGUAGAUGACAAAGCACAGUUAUUCCUCUUAAAGCAUGUUGGCCAUUUUUUUACAUAUAUACACACAUAUUGUAUCAUGAUGAUAUGGAUGGUCAGAACCUUUAAAUUGAAUCUAAUAUUUAAUAAAGUAAUUUAAAAUUCUCACUUUCAGAGCAGCUUUCACUGAUCAUUACAUAUAGUAAAGCCCUGACCUGGUGGCCCCCUGUUCUACGGCUCCUCGCAUGUGAGGGAGGGGAGCCUGGUGCAGAGCGGGUGGGACCCAUGCUUUCUGCGGGGGCUGCUGGUGUCAGCACACGGACCUCUGGCGCAAGCGGCCCUUCCGUUUGAUACACACACACUGAUCUCCAGUGUUUCUGCUCCCAGAUGCAGCCAGCGAUGGCUGGGAAUUCUUUCCAAAAUUCCAAACUACCCUUGCCUCAACUUUAUGGUUACCUAAAAUUACAUCUUUUUAAAACAUAAGAAUAAAACUUCCGUAUCUUUAUUAACGUUUGAAGUUUAUUACUUAUCAUGACCAUUUCAUGACUAAGCUGAUUUGAUAUCUACUAUGAUCUAAGGUUCCCUGAUAAAAAAUAAAUAUUUCAGUCAUCUUUGAUUAUGUUCCUGUAGUGAAUAGAAAGGUGUAUACAUUUCUCAGUUCUACUUUUUUCUGUGGUAUCAGAUACACUAAAGAGUCAUUUUGCAGCAGAAGGAAGGAUAGAAAGUUAUGUCACAGUCAGGCUCCUGGUACUGGCAGCCUUUACUACACAGCUUACUGAGCAACUUUCUCAUCUGCGAUUUCUAAAUUGGUGACAUAAGCAAUGUGAGGGUGACCAGACUUGGAACUGGGGAACACUGAUGAGAUAUGCUCAAACCAGAAGAUAGCCCACACUUAUUUUUUGAAAAUAAGGAGGAAAAAAGGAUCUAGUGAUAAAUUUUGAUUAGAAUACUAUAUAUAUGUGUGUGUGUGUGUACGCAUAUAUAUAUAUAUGACAGAAAAAAUAAAAUUCCCUUAUUUUUCAUUCUAUUAUUUCCACCCUGCUUUUUUUUUAGCCUUUACUUUCCAUUUAUAUACCGUCACACACACAAAUCUUUUUCUUUCAAACUUUCUAGUGUAAGAUUAUAUUUAGAUAAAUCAGUAUGCAUAAACUUUUUUUACUCGAGUGAAAGUGAAAGUCACUCAAUCCUGUCUGACUCUUUGCGACCCCAUGGACUAUACUGUCCGUGGAAUUCUCCAGGCCAGAAUACUGGGAGUGGGCCGCCUUUCCCUUCUCCAGGGGAUCUUCCCAACCCAGGGAUCGAACCCAGGUCUCCCGGGUUGCAGGCAGAUUCUUUACCAGCUGAGCUAUCAGGGAAACCCAUUACUCAAGAGGGUGGCAAUCAAUACAAUAGCAAAAUCAGUUUAUUUAAUUUGGGAUAAUAGGUAGUUUGAAACGAAGUCCCACGUUUUUCCCUUCCGUUAUGGUCAUUGGGAGGCACAGAGCAGAAAGACCAAAACCUAACUUUUGGACCCGCAAACUAACAGCAGUUUCCCUGGAACUUAUUUGCAUAGGUAUUGUCAUGGCUAAGUAGUAAUGUGAUGAAUUCAAUCAAUGCAGAGACCCCUUCUAGAUAAAUGAGAGCUCUCCAUAAAAUGUACUUUUAUUCAGAAACAAAGUGCACUCUUCAUUUUAUGCAAAUGCAAUAAUCUAAGAACUCUUCCAAUAACUAGUGUAAGCAACCUAUUUUCACUUCCUUUGAAAUAAUCCAGGUUACUCAGGUUGGGAUAGGUGGUCCUCCUCUCAGUUCCCAUAGAGCCCAGUGAAUAACAGAACUUAAUGUACUAUAUUGUCAUUAUUUUUUCCUCCAUCAUCUCUAAUAGGUUGAGCUGCUUGAAGAUAAGGAGAAAAUCUUUCUUGUUUCUGUGUUCCUAACCAGGUCCUAGCACACAGGAUGUGAGUUAGUAAGUGAAUGGGGAGAUGUAUUGUGCAGUCCCAGAGUAUAUUGCGGGUCCUAUUCUACAGCAGAUUAAUUUAAUGUUAUCAAGUCUAAGAUCUGACACAGUUUCAAGAUAGUAAUUAUAAAUCAUAGGUCCAGGAUUGGAAUUGGCAGCAUUAGUAGGAACUCACGGAUUUUUCAUAAAUUUAGAUUAAUUGAAAAUAUAAAUAUUUAUAGAUAUAGAAAUACAAAUACACACAUAUGUGUGUUUACUAGUUCUGUCCUCUAAGAGGGUCUAGAAACAGUGACAGUACAAUAGCAAUGAGAAUACCUAGCACUCAUGUCUUGGUUUCUAAAUUUUCUACUUAAGAAAAAAAAACAGAUUUCUUAGAAAAAUUACUAAUUCCUGGGUUGGGGCAGGGAAAGCACAGAUGAGCCCGGAAUUCUUUGCCAGAUAGUAAGGACAUGUACAAAGAAGUGAUGGGGAUAUGGCUAGAGGACGUGGACUGUAGAAUAUCAUACUAGCCAAUAUGGGACAACUGAGCAUCAAAACAAUUAUAGUAAUAAGUUAUAACCCAGAGAAUAAAACAACAAACUAUGAAUCCAUACAGGUAGAGAUAAAUGAAUCAAUGGCAGAAGAGAAGGGUCCUCCUUACAGUACAAUAACACCUAAAGUAAAAGAAAUACGGCAUUUAGAAAUCGCCAUCUGGCGACUACCAUGCAGGUAUAUCUCAGAGAUACUGCAGGUUCAAUCCCAGGCUACCACCAUAAAGCGAAUAACACAAUCAAGUAUAUCACAUGAAUUUUUUAGUUUCCCAGAGCAUGUAAAGGUUAUGUUCACAAUAAACUGUAGUCUCUAUUGUCUGCAAUAACAUUAUCUUUUAAAACUAUAUUGUACUGUAUUGUACAUAUUUUAAUUAAAAAAUACUUUAUUGCUAAAAACUGCUAACCAUCAUCUGAGGUUUACAAGUCAUAGUAAUAGAAUCAAGGCCCACUCAUCAGGUUGUGAACAAGGAGUUUAACUGUGAAUAAAUUGUGUUCCUUCCCAGGAUGGUUGAGAAAGGAUAGACAGGAAGGAGGGGAGAAGAAAAGUCUCCACUUCUGCUGGGACUUUUUAAAUAGUCAAGAAGGGAAACUACUCUUCAAGCAGAAAAUUGAGAGGCAAAUUUGGAUAAUAGCUAAGUAUCAUUCCAUGAUAUCUUGAGUAGUAAAUAAGGAAUUUGAUGGAAGAAAAAAAGAUCGCUAAUCAGGGAAUUUCCUGGUGUUCCAGUGAUUAGGAUUCCACGCUUCCACUGCAGAGGGCAUGGGCUCAAUGCCUGGUCAAGAACCAAGAUCCCAAAUGCCACAUGGCAUGGCCAAAAAGAAAAAAAAAAAAGAUCACUGAUCACAUAAUAAUAUAAUAAUAAUAGUAAGCAUUUGAAAAGUGAACUUUUCUUAAUAAUUACCCAAAUGAAGCACAGAUGGACGAAUCUGUGAGAAUGAAAUAAGCAAAUGCUGUUGGAAAAAUAACACAAUAUCACUGGUAAUUUGAACCGGCCUCAGUUUACUUCUUCAUGUACAUUGUUGUCUAGUCGCUAAGUUGUGUCCGACCCUUUGCGACCCCAUGGACUGCAGUCCACCAGGCUCCUCUGUCCAUGGAAUUUUCCAGGCACAAAUGCUGGAGCGGAAUUUGCCGUUUCUUGACAAAUGCUAAAACUAGUAGGUGAAAGUUUAAUGAAAAACUGAGUAUUUACAUAAUCUCAAAGCCCAUAAGAUAUUCUACAGAGAGAAAAAUCAUGACUUGACAGUGGAGAAACCUGGGACAUAUCACUUUAAGGGACCAAAUGUUAACGUUACUAGCAGUGAAACAAGUAGAUAUCAUGUUUCUCCUGAAAGGAGCACAUAUUCCUGAAAGUGCAUGACUGUUAAUAGUCAUGAGAAAACAUCAGACAAACCCAGUGGAGGGAUGUUUCACAAAAGGGCCUCUGUUCUUCAAAAACGUGUACUUGGGGCUGACUCACACUGCUCUAUGGCAGAAGCCAGCACAAUAUGGUAGGCAAUUAUCCUCCAAUUAAAAUUAAAUUUUAAAAAAAUCAAGAGAGGCUGUAAAAUUUUAAAAAAAAAUUACAAGGUCAUGAAAAACAGACUGAGGAAUUGCUCCAGAUUAAAGGAGGUGAAAGAGACAUAAUUAAAUGCAACCAACGAGUCAAGACUGAAUACCAGUCCAAAACAAAACAAAACAAAACAAAAAAACCUUUAUUUGUUAGAAAAUGACAUUACUGAGACAGGUAAGGUUAAGAUCUAUAGACUGGAUAAUAGUGUUAAAUCAACAUUAUUUUUUUAUAUUUGUGCUAUAGUUAUAAGGAUGUCCUUUGUUUUAGCAAUACAAGUAUUUGGAGGCAAAGAAGCAUCAUGUCACCAACUUGCUCUCAAAUGGUUCAGGGAAAAAAAAUGUAUACUUGUGUGUGUGUUUCACACACACAUAAGGAGAAUGAUUUUUAAAAUGUGGUUAACUGUUAACAUUUUGAGAUUUGAGAGAAUAAUAUAUAGAAACAUAUAGAAAUCCACUAUACAUUUUUAGAACUUCUCUAUAAAUCCGAAAUUAUUUCAAAGUAUAAAGGUAAAAAAAUGAAAACAAAAUGAUGGUUCUUGGAAAUGAUAUGCUUUGUAUAAAGUAAGUUUCCCUUUGAUGCAAAUAGGCAACUUGUGUGAAUGGUAUGACCUCUCCAAUAAAAUUAUAUGGCCUAUUGAA
This is a messenger RNA of Cervus elaphus (red deer), 6293 nucleotides long. It is a transcript of the gene IFT57, whose product is annotated as intraflagellar transport 57. Gene Ontology annotation, cellular component: intraciliary transport particle B; Golgi apparatus; cilium. Lineage: Eukaryota; Metazoa; Chordata; Mammalia; Artiodactyla; Cervidae. The transcript is spliced from 12 exons. The record is from RefSeq and is a predicted model, not a curated record. The coding region runs from base 134 to 1426 and encodes 430 amino acids. Gene Ontology annotation, biological process: intraciliary transport; non-motile cilium assembly.